CCAGGACCUGACUAGAACCAGGACCUGACUGGAACCAGGACCUGACUAGAACCAGGACCUGACUAGAACCAGGACCUGACUAGAACCAGGACAGGUUGCAGAGAUGAAGCUGGAGGUGAAGAUUCAGCUGCUGAGGUUCUGCUCUACAGUAUUAAACUCCAUCUUCAUGGCUCUGGGUGUGAGUGUAGCCGGCUGUGCAGUCUGGAUCCUGUUUGACAAAGGAAGCUUCCUGUCCGUCAUCUCCUCAGUGGAGAUGAAGACAGUGGGAGCAGGGCUGUUGAUGAUUGGUGGAGUGGUGACGAUGGUCAGUGUUUUGGGAUGUUUAGGAGCUCAGAGUGAAAACAGAUUCCUGCUGCUGAUGUACAUGGGCCUCCUCAUCGUGCUGGUUCUGGGUCAGCUGUUCAUCACACUGCUGCUGAUCAUCAACAGAGAGAAGGUGGAGCAGAGUCUGGAUGACGCGGUGCAUCGGAUCAUCGUUGGGUACGGAGGCGGCGGCCGUGAGGACAGACUGAUUGACAACGUGCAGCACCAAGGGAGCUGCUGUGGCCGGACGGGUCAAGCUGAUUGGCUGAACAACUCUGUCAUCGAGAGUUUGAAUCUGACCGAUCCAGAUGUUCUUCCGUGUUCCUGUUUUAAACAUAAUCAGCCGAUAUUCAACUCGUCCUGGUGCUCCGAGAACAUCACCGAGCUGCAGUAUGGACGAGGAAACAUGUCAUAUCAUGAGGGCUGCAAAGAGAAGCUCAGUGAUUGGCUGCAGGAGAACACUCUGACCAUCAUCAGCAUGGACGUCAGCCUGGUUUUACUCCAGGUGCUUCAGUUGGUUCUGGCCGUGUACCUGCACCGAUCAUUUGGCCAAAAAGCCUCUUUGAAAAGAACCAAUCGGCUGGUCGAUCCUGAGCCCGCCCAGGAAGCAGCCGGCCCCCCCGACGGCGAGCAGAACUACGCCUACAUAGACCCUGAAUAUGAUCACAUGGACCCCAACCAUCCAGCUCGUUACCAUGACGACCUACAUCACGGAGUACCCCCCCCACAUGGCUUAUCACCAUGACGACCUACAUCACAGAGUACCCCCCCCCCCCACAUGGCUUAUCACCAUGACGACCUACAUCACAGAGUACCCCCCCCCCCACAUGGCCUAUCACCAUGACGACCAGAUGUAGCAGGAAACAGCACAGAUGUUUAUUAGAUGUUCUGUUCAAAUCAGUUUGAUCAAAUGUUUGAAAAAGAGUCAGUUUAUAUGAUCUCAUCAAUAACUCAUCAAUAACUAAUCAAUGUGUCAUCAAUAUCUAAUCAAUAACUCAUCAAUAACUAAUCAAUAACUAAUCAAUGUCUCACAGGAAUCGGUUGAAGUGAAAAAUGCAAAAAACAAAUUUUGACUGCAGUUUCUGAGAGAAUUUAAAGUAAUAAGAUCAAGAUCAUGUAAUCAAUAAAAGAAUCUAAUAUUUCA
This is a messenger RNA of Scomber scombrus (Atlantic mackerel), 1447 nucleotides long. RefSeq names its product CD82 antigen. Lineage: Eukaryota; Metazoa; Chordata; Actinopteri; Scombriformes; Scombridae. Bases 104 to 1048 code for a protein of 314 amino acids. Gene Ontology annotation, cellular component: membrane. The transcript is spliced from 8 exons. The record is from RefSeq and is a predicted model, not a curated record.